Caenorhabditis angaria is the source of this 1094-nucleotide messenger RNA. Lineage: Eukaryota; Metazoa; Nematoda; Chromadorea; Rhabditida; Rhabditidae. The record is from the annotation of a GenBank genome assembly.
AUGCCGACAUCAAUUUGGAAUGAAAAUCCAAUUGAAUAUUUAUUAUUCAAAAAAAUAUAUUCGAUGAUUGUUAGUCUCAUCUAUCCACUCGCAUUUUAUUGUGUUCUAACAAAAUCCAAAAAAGUUUCACAUAUUUUGAAAAUUUUACUGAUACUCCAUCUUUUUUGUAUCACUUUUCAAUGGCUUGUCAAUGCUUGGCUUGCAGAUCCAUUUUAUUUUUAUCCAAUGAAAAUUACACGGUAUGAUGGUUUGUUAUCAAAUUAUUUUCCAGCAACUACUUUAUACAUUUUGAUGUAUACCUCUUUUUUCUGUGAGUUUUCUCAAUCUAUUUUUCAAUUCGACUUUGAACUUAUUUGCUUAUUGUUCAGUUUCGAUUGGUUCUUGCCUUCUUAUUUAUUUCAAUCGAUUAUUUAUAAUCCAACAUAUUUAUUAUCCACGCCCUUCAAAAUUCCAAAAACAAUACGAAAAAUAUGUGUAUUUGUUUGUUUGUUUUUAUUCCAUCAUUCCAAAUGCAUUCAUCAUUCCACAAGUUCCUAAUCAAAGUUUAGCCAAAUCAAAUGCUGUCAAGAUUUUCAAUUAUCUCCCAGAUUGUAUUAAUGAUUCAAAUGUCGUAGUUGCCUGUGAUGCCAGCACAAAUUGUAUGACAAGAACAUCUUACAACUAUAUUAUUUGGUUAUCUUCGAUUGCAUUUAUAAUGACAAGUUCUACAGUAUACUCUUCAAUUAGAUUAUCACGAGGUGUAAAGACAAAAAGCACUGCAACUCGAAUCAGACAUAAAAGGUUUCAUCGAAACACAUUUCUUCAGGUUUUAUUUUGAAACUCGUAAUUAUGUGAUCUUUGCAAUGAAAUAUUUUAAGGCUUUCAUUCAAAUGUUUUUCGCUACUGUUCCUAACACAAUUGCCAAUUUAUCAGUGAUUUUUCAAAUCGCAACUCCCGGCCUCGUUUACUUCAUCGAUUUUGUCUCUGAAAACCAUUCAACGUCAGGCGUCGUCACAUUAUUUUUGUUCUAUGAACCUUACAAAGAAUAUAUAAUUAGUUUAUUCAAAAAGACCACCAAACCAAAAGUUAUAGUAAUUAUAAUUCGUGAUAAAUGA